This is a messenger RNA of Acanthosepion pharaonis, 1557 nucleotides long. Lineage: Eukaryota; Metazoa; Mollusca; Cephalopoda; Sepiida; Sepiidae. The record is from the annotation of a GenBank genome assembly.
AUGUGCCCUCCCAAUACUGUAGCAUUAAAAGAACACAACCUGGGUCUAUUUCUAUCUAUCUGUCUUGGUUUCUUCAUAUCAAUUUAUCUAUCUAGCUUGGUUUCUUUAUAUCUAUCUAUCCUGAUAUCUAUCUAUCUGUCUAUAUUUCUUCAUAUCUAUCAAUCCUGGUCUCUUCAUAUCUAUCUAUCUAUGUAUCCUGUUCUCUUCAUAUCUAUCUAUCUAUCUAUCUAUCUAUCUAUCUAUCUAUCUAUCCUGUUCUCUUCAUAUCUAUCUAUUUAUUUAUCUAUCUAUCUAUCCUGUUCUCUUCAUAUCUAUCUAUCUAUCCUGUUCUCUUCAUAUCUAUCUAUCUAUCUAUCCUGUUCUCUUCAUAUCUAUCUAUCUAUCUAUCUAUCUAUCUUGUUCUCUUCAUAUCUAUCUAUCUAUCUAUCUAUCCUGUUCUCUUCAUAUCUAUCUAUCUAUCUAUCUAUCCUCUUCAUAUCUAUCUAUCUAUCCUGUUCUCUUCAUAUCUAUCUAUCUAUCUAUCUAUCUAUCUAUCUAUCCUGUUCUCUUCAUAUCUAUCUAUUUAUACUGUUCUCUUCAUAUCUAUCUAUUUAUACUGUUCUCUUCAUAUCUAUCUAUCUAUCUAUCUAUCUAUCUAUCCUGUUCUCUUCAUAUCUAUCUAUCUAUCUAUCCUGUUCUCUUCAUAUCUAUCUAUCUAUCUAUCUAUCUAUCUAUCCUGUUCUCUUCAUAUCUAUCUAUCUAUCCUGUUCUCUUCAUAUCUAUCUAUCUAUCCUGUUCUCUUCAUAUCUAUCUAUCUAUCCUGUUCUCUUCAUAUCUAUCUAUCUAUCUAUCUAUCUAUCUAUGUAUCCUGUUCUCUUCAUAUCUAUCUAUCUAUGUAUCCUGUUCUCUUCAUAUCUAUCUAUCUAUCCUGUUCUCUUCAUAUCUAUCUAUCUAUCCUGUUCUCUUCAUAUCUAUCUAUCUAUCUAUCUAUCCUGUUCUCUUCAUAUCUAUCUAUCUAUCCUGUUCUCUUCAUAUCUAUCUAUCCUGUUCUCUUCAUAUCUAUCUAUCUAUCUAUCUAUUUAUCCUGUUCUCUUCAUAUCUAUCUAUCUAUCUAUCUAUUUAUCCUGUUCUCUUCAUAUCUAUCUAUCUAUCUAUCUAUCCUGUUCUCUUCAUUAUCUAUCUAUCUAUCCUGUUCUCUUCAUUAUCUAUCUAUCUAUCCUGUUCUCUUCAUAUCUAUCUAUCUAUCCUGUUCUCUUCAUAUCUAUCUAUCUAUCUAUCUAUCCUGUUCACUUCAUAUCUAUCUAUCUAUCUAUCCUGUUCUCUUCAUAUCUAUCUAUCUAUCUAUCCUGUUCUCUUCAUAUCUAUCUAUCUAUUUAUAUUUUAUUCCAAUUCUAUCUAUCUAUUAUUCGAAUCUAUCUAUCUAUCUAUUAUUCCAAUUCUAUCUCUCAAUCUUUUAUUCCAGUUCUAUCUAUGUUUUAUUCUAAUUCUAUGUUUUAUUCUAAUUCUAUCUAUCUAUCUAUUAUUCUAAUUCUAAUUCUAUCUAUCUAUUAUUCUAAUUCUAUCUAUCUAUUAUUCUAA